AUGUCCCAAGUACAGAACAAGGUCUCAGGCAGAGCCAGUCCCGUCGAGACCCUCGACGAGGUCCUGAAGCUCUGGGUCCUCGCCGACAAAGCCAUGAGCAUCAGCGACGCGACCCCCACCCCCCGCUCCCCUCACUCGGACCCGGGCUACCGCGUCCGCGACCCAGACCUCUUCGCCGAAGACCUGGCAGCGCGCCUCGCGCGGUUCGCCGUCUCCGAGGCCAACGCGGCCGACCCGCGCGAGAGCAUGCAGACAGUGCUCGAGAGCACCUUCUCGCCCGCAGCCGGCGGACAGCGCACAGCUAUUUCGACGCAGCCGACGCCCGGCCUCACACGCUUCAACAUCAAGCCGACGCGCAGCAGCCCGCCGCCGUCGCCGCGGCCUGGUUCCGGUUUCGGGUGCUCGCUGAAUCGCAUGUCCCGUGCCAGCUUGGACCGGCUUCUUCUGUUGCCAGGUCGCCUGCCGUCGCGCGGUAGUGGCAUCGGGACGACUGUCCUCGAGAGGAGGGAAACGAUUGCGCAGGGCCGGAUCAGGGCUUCGGCCACGGACGUGGCAGAUCUGCAGGACGGCAUCAGAACGGGGUCAGUCAAGGUAUCGGUGGGACAGCUUUGCCGCUCUGUUGGUCUGCCGGAGCCGCAGACAGGCGAGAGGUAUGAACUAGUGUUUCGCCCGGCAUCGGAGGAGGAGCUGGUCCGCCCACGGAACGUGAGGAGAGUCACCUGGAAGUAA
This is a messenger RNA of Verticillium dahliae VdLs.17, 729 nucleotides long. RefSeq lists its product as uncharacterized. NCBI's taxonomy places the organism in Eukaryota, Fungi, Ascomycota, Sordariomycetes, Glomerellales, Plectosphaerellaceae. The record is from RefSeq and is a predicted model, not a curated record. Bases 1 to 729 code for a protein of 242 amino acids. The transcript has a single exon.